AUGGCCCAACCGCAGGAACCAGCAAUUGGGAUAGAUCUAGGAACAACAUUUUCAUGUGUUGGAGUUUAUCAACAUGGUCGAGUAGAGAUCAUUGCAAAUGAUGUGGGUAACAGAACUACACCCUCAUAUGUUGCUUUCACUGAUGAGGAGCUUCUCUUUGGUGAAGCUGCUCGAAAGCAAGCUCCCAUGAAUCCUGUCAAUACCAUCUUUGAUGCUAAAAGGUUGAUCGGAAGGAGAUUCACUGAUUCAUCAGUACAAAAGGAUAUGAAGCACUGGCCUUUUGAAGUAGUGGGUGAUUCUGCUAACAAACCUAAAAUAGUUGUGAAUGAAAAAGGUAAGGAAAAACAAAUCUCACCUGAGGAGCUGUCGUCGAUGGUUCUCACUAAGAUGAAGGAAAUUGCUGAAACCUACUUAGGAAAGACUGUUAAGAACGCUGUUGUCACAGUCCCUGCACACUUUAAUGACUCACAGCGGCGGGCUACAAAAGAUGCUGCAACAAUAGCAGGCCUGAAUGUUCUGCGUAUUCUUGUGGAGCCAACCGCUGCUGCAGUUGCUUAUGGUCUUGACAAGAAGCUUACAAGUGGUUCAGCAGGGGAGAGAAUUGUCCUUGUUUUUGAUCUUGGUGGUGGUACUUUUGACGUUUCUCUGCUCAAAAUUAAAAAGAAGAAUUUUGAAGUGCUGGCUACUGAUGGCAACAGUCACCUUGGAGGCGAGGACUUUGACAAUCGUUUAGUUGACUAUUUUCUUAAGGAUUUUAAAAGAAAGCACGAAAAAGACAUCAGUAACAAUGCUAAAUCUUUAAGAAGAUUGAGAAAUGCUUGUGAAGAGGCGAAAAGAUUUCUCUCAACUGUUCAGGUGACAGCUAUCGAAAUAGACUCUCUCUAUGAGGGAAUAGAUUACCGCGAAAGAAUUACUCGUGCCAAAUUUGAGGAGUUGAACAAGGAUCUGUUUAACAGUUGUUUAAAGACUGUGAAGAAUUGCCUGAAAGCUGCAGGGAUGGGCAAGGAUAGGGUCCAUGAUAUUGUUCUUGUGGGUGGAUCUACUAGAAUUCCCAAAGUGCAGCAGCUAUCAAAGAAUUUUUUCAAUGGGAAGGAGCUUUGCCAGGGUAUUAAUCCUGAUGAGGCUGUUGCUUAUGGUGCAGCUGUGCAAGCUGCUGUACUGAAUGGUGAGAAAAAAUUUAAUAUUAGAAGUAUGGAACUGCUUGAUGUAACUCCUCUUUCACUUGGGAUUGAUGUAAAGGGUGGAGUAAUGAGUACUGUCAUUCCAAGGAACACAAAAAUUCCAGCCACCAAGGAAAUGGAGUACGUUACAUCCGGAGAUCAACAAGAAUCUAUCUGUUUUUUAGUUUACGAGGGUGAGAGAUCAAAUUCAAAAGAUAACAACUUACUGGGUGAGAUAACACUUGAUGGCCUCCCUCGUGCACCGAGGGGAGAAGUUGAAGUUUUAGUAACAUUUACCGUUGAUCCAGAUGGGGUUCUAGAUGUUACUGCAGAGUGUAAGAUUGCUGGAGUGAAGGCGAAUACAACAAUAACCAGCCAGGGAAGGCUUACGAAGGAAGAGAUUGAGAGAAUGAUCAAGGAUGCCAAGAAGUAUAGAACUGCAGAUGAGGCAUUUAAAAGGAAAGCUAUGGCAAUGAAUGCGUUGGAAGAAUAUGCAUAUGAUAAGAGGAGUGCCAUCAAAGCUGAUGGUAGCCUUGGUCGAGUUGCUCAGAGAAAAGUAGAGAAAGCUAUCAAGGAGGCUAUUCACUGGGUUAAUGCAAACAAGAGUGCUACAGUUGCAGAGUAUGAUUCCAAGAAGAGGGAAUUGGAAAGUAUUUGUGAUUCCAUCAUUGCUAGCGAUAACUACAGGCGAAAAAAGAUUAAGGUUGAGGUAGUUGACUAAUUUAUAUCUGUCAUCAAAAGCUUUAAAAUGUUUAUCGUUUAAGGGUAUUGAACAUUUUAGAUUACUACGUAGUAGACUCUGCUUUUGGUUCGAUGGUUGGGAAUACUGUCAAUCGGCAAUUCUGGUUUAUGGUAAUGUAACAGCUUUUAUGUGGUGGACGUCUUUCUUGACUGGAACUCCUAACAAAAUUAAGAAGGCUUCGAAGCAUAAUGCAAAUACUAGUAUUAUUUUUCA
Molecule: messenger RNA, 2115 nt
Organism: Daucus carota subsp. sativus
Lineage: Eukaryota; Viridiplantae; Streptophyta; Magnoliopsida; Apiales; Apiaceae
Product: heat shock cognate 70 kDa protein
Exons: 2
Coding region: 1-1881 (626 amino acids)
Cellular component (GO): cytoplasm
Molecular function (GO): ATP binding; ATP-dependent protein folding chaperone
Source: RefSeq, a predicted model, not a curated record